This is a messenger RNA of Octopus sinensis (East Asian common octopus), 3300 nucleotides long. Its product is annotated as meiotic recombination protein DMC1/LIM15 homolog. Gene Ontology annotation, molecular function: single-stranded DNA binding; double-stranded DNA binding; ATP hydrolysis activity. The record is from RefSeq and is a predicted model, not a curated record. Lineage: Eukaryota; Metazoa; Mollusca; Cephalopoda; Octopoda; Octopodidae. Gene Ontology annotation, biological process: chromosome organization involved in meiotic cell cycle; mitotic recombination; reciprocal meiotic recombination. Gene Ontology annotation, cellular component: nucleus; condensed nuclear chromosome. The coding region runs from base 1357 to 2379 and encodes 340 amino acids. The transcript is spliced from 14 exons.
GAAACUGUAAGAAAAAUAUAUCUAUAAGGAUAAAAAGACUUAUGGAAAAGUCAAAGUUGUCCUUACAGAAAAUAGUUCACACUGUCUUCCAUUUCGUGUUUAAGGCACCUAUAUCUAUUGCGGAGUAGAUAACAAAACCGCGAUCCAGUGGUAGGAGUUUUGUCGAGAAGUAUGUUCGGGGAAGAUGCUUCGAGACAAACUCCGCUCGGUCAUGAGGUAGAAAUAGAUGAGAGCUUGCUCUUUCAAAGGAAGAGCCACGUAGGGAGAACAGGCCAUCAAACGUGGGUUGUCGUCGGAUGCUAUGACACCACUGUGAAAAAAGGAUUUCUACAGCGUGUACCCGACAGAAGCGCAGCAACACUAGAAGCUGUUAUAAUUGAAAAUGUGUUACCCGGUACUAUAAUACAUACAGACAAAUGGGCCAGCAUACAACAGCUGGGUUGCAUUCACAGAACAGUUAACCCUUCAAAGAAUUUCGUCGACCCUGAAAUUGGCGCUUGCACGAACCACAUGGGGGCCUAUUGGUCUCGUAUCAAAAGACGGCUAAAGUAUGUAACUGGAUCAUCGGGCGACAUGAAAUGGUCCCGCAUCGAUGAAUCAAUGUAACGAGAAAUGUAUGAAAUACUCAUAGAGCCAACUUAACCGAAAUCAAGCAGAAAGUUUUCCCUUGAAGAUCAACCCAUAUUCUUUCAGGGAAUAUGUCAGGGACCAUUAUCAUCCAAUGUCUUUUAGGUUUUGAAAAUUGUAAUAUGCGAUUUGAGAGAAAUUUGACAGUCAUUUCUAGCAGAUCAAGCGCCAACAAUGGGACCUUUAUUUAUUUAUUUUAAUAUGAAAAGGAAAACAAAGGUUUCAGAAGUUUCCUUUUGAAAUAUUACAACACGAGGUAAUUAGCAGUUACUUCAAAUUAAUGCUUGCAAUUGUUAUUUUAACAUAAAGAAUAAAAUUUCACUGCGAUUUUCGUUUCACACUGAGCAAACAGAAGAAUCAAAUGAUUUCCAGCUAUUAUUUACGAUUAAAUAUUUUAUCAAAAAUAUUCCAAUUAAUAUGUUACUGAAAUUAAGACUGUGGAUUUGCUCGAAUAAGCCUGACUUGGGUUUGAACAAUCUACACCGCAGUAACUUCACUAGAUCUUAAGAAAUUAACAAUAAAGCCCAAUAUGACAAGAGAAAAUACAAUCUGAUUGAACAAUACAAAUAAUUUUAUUUGAAAUCUACUUAUAUAUAUAAUGUGUGAAAUACACAUACUUCUUAAACUGAAAUAUGGAGAGAAAUGCAAAAUUAUUGAAAAGAAGCCAUUUUACGAAGUCGAAAGUGAUGGGAAAUUCGUGAAAAGGGAGCGUAACUGAAGUAACACGUUAUGGCUGCUGAGCAAGUUGUUGCUCCUGAUUUGGAGUCUGAAGAAGAAGAGGAUCCAUUUUUUCAAGAUAUUGAACAAUUACAGAAUCACGGAAUUAAUGCAGCUGAUAUUAAGAAGUUAAAACAAUCAGGAAUAUGCACCAUCAGGGGUAUACAUAUGACAACCAGAAAGAAGAUGUGUACAAUAAAAGGUAUAUCUGAAGCAAAAAUGGAAAAAAUCAAAGAAGCUUCUCUGAAAAUUUGUGAAAAUGGUUUCUUUACUGCUCUGCAGUAUGCACAUAAACGUAAACAGAUUUUCCAUAUUUCUACGGGCAGUGCGGAGCUUGAUAAACUUCUAGGUGGUGGGAUUGAAAGUAUGUCUAUCACAGAAGCUUUUGGAGAGUUUCGAACUGGGAAAACACAGUUGUCUCACACCUUGUGUGUUACUGCACAGCUACCUGGGACAAAUGGUUACACUGGAGGUAAAGUGGUAUUUGUUGACACAGAAAAUACAUUUCGUCCUGAUCGCUUGAGAGACAUUGCAGAUCGUUUUAAUCUAGACCAAGAAGCAGUUUUGGAUAAUGUAUUAUAUGCCAGAGCAUAUACCAGUGAACACCAAUAUGAACUUUUGGAUUUUGUGGCAGCCAAGUUUUAUGAGGAACCUGGAAUAUUUAAACUGAUGGUUGUUGAUUCUGUUAUGGCUUUAUUUCGUGUUGAUUUCUGUGGACGAGGAGAACUGGCUGACAGACAGCAGAAACUUGGUCAACUUCUAUCACGACUUCAAAAAAUAGCAGAAGAAUAUAAUGUUGCUAUGUUCAUUACUAAUCAGAUGACAGCUGAUCCAGGAGCAAACAUGAUGUUUCAAGGGGACCCAAAGAAACCCAUUGGUGGACACAUUCUAGCACAUGCAUCCACCAUUAGGAUUUACCUUCGUAAAGGAAGAGGAGAUACAAGAAUUGCAAAGAUCUAUGACAGCCCAGAUCUACCAGAAAGUGAAGCAACAUUUUCCAUCACACAAGGAGGAAUCAAUGAUGCAAAAGAAUAGAAGUCAUAUCAAUGUUGAUAAACCAGGCCAAACUGUAGCUUUUAUUGUCUUAAACAAAAUAUGUAUUUUAUUAAAAGCACUUCAACAUUCUGAAAUUCAAAUAUUGGGUAAAAAUAAUAAAACAAAACUAUUGCUCUCUUCACAGUUUAUCUAGGUGUUGAAGCACUUACUUUAAUUCAUUAUAUCUGAUAUUUGUAGAAAUAAAGGCAUUAGACUGGCAGAAUUAUCAUCAUGCAGGAUAAAAUGUUGCUAAGUAGUUCUAUCUCUUCACAUUCUGUGUUCAAAUGCCACUGAGGUUGACUGCUUUUCAUCCUUUCAGGAUCAAUAAAAUAAGUACCAAAUUGAGCACUGGGGUUGAUGUAAUCAACUUCCCCUCCCCUCAACAUUGCUGGCCCUUGUGCCAAAAUUAGGAAGGAUAUUAUAUGAAUAGGAAACUCAUUCCAGCAUAGACAGAACUUUUACACAAUUAUAAAUGGUUACAAACAAAUGAAAAAAAAACAAGAAAAGAAUAUUAAUAUCAAAAUAUUUUAUUAAGGCAUUUCCUCUACAUAUGAAGUGAAUGAAUGAAAUGAAUGUAAUGAAAUGUAUCUCUAUGAAAUGAAGUUGCUGCCUUCUGUAACUAUAUUUUUCAGAAAAAUGAAUGUAAGUAGCAAGAUGCCAACAAUAAGAUUUACUAACUUGGUUGACAAAACAGUAUUUCAGAAAAAAGUGAUGGUUGAACAAAAAUAAAAUUGCAUAAAUAAUUUCAGUUCAGAAAGUUUUCAGUUAAAAAAAAAAAAAAAAAGUAAUGGUAAUUUUUUUUUGUUUGUAUUUUAUGAGUAAACAUUUUCACUGGAUUUUAUAGCAAAACAAAGUUGACAGAUUACAAAUUACAAAUCAUUUUGUUAAGUUACCUAUUGUAGAAUUUUCAAAAUGAAAUAA